This is a messenger RNA of Clonostachys byssicola, 2571 nucleotides long. The record is from the annotation of a GenBank genome assembly. NCBI's taxonomy places the organism in Eukaryota, Fungi, Ascomycota, Sordariomycetes, Hypocreales, Bionectriaceae.
AUGCUACUCUACAAUGCUGUUCCUAUCAUCUUUUGUUUGGCCCUGAGGGUCGAAGCAGGCAGAGAUAUUGGAACCGAGACCGCGACGGUUUCCGAUCUUCUCAGAAACGCAGAACGGGAGAAAGCGAAAGUAGCCUUUUCCAAGCAGUCAGCAAGCCUUGGACACCCAACAAGUGAUUAUACCGCAUAUGAUAUGGGUUUGGUGGGGGGCGAAAACAAGUUUGGAGAGAAGUCAUAUUCUAACAGCAAGAGCAAAAUUCCCCCUGAGCACGAUAUACUUUUCAAAAGAAAAGUAGUUCCCAAGAAGGCCACCCCGAAACCAGCACCCAAGAAGCCAGCACCAAAGAAUAUCAAGCCGGCACCCAAGAACAUCAAGUCGGCAGCUAAGAAGCUAGCACCACCCAAGAAACCAGUACCUAAGAACAUCAAACCGGCAGCUAAGAAGCCAGUACCCAAGAAGCCAGCACCGAAGAAGCCAACCCCCAAGAAAUUAGCACUCAAGAAACCAGCACCCAAGAACAUCAAGUCGCCAGCCAAGAAACCGGCAGCCAAGAAGCCAACACCCAAGAAGCCGACACCCAAGAAACCAGCAGCCAAGAACAUCAAACCGGCAAAUAAGAAACCAACGGCCAAGAAUAUCAAACCAGUACCUAAGAGACUAGCAGCAAAGAAGACAGCACCCAAAAACUCAAUACCUAAGAAACCAGCACCGAAGAAGCCAGCAGCCAAGAAUAUCAAACCGUCAGCGAAGAAGCCAGCACUUAAGAAACCGGUAUCUAAAAACAUCAAGACAGCAGCCAAGAAGCCGGCACAAAAGAAGCCCACACGAAAACCGGCACCUAAGAAGGCCACUCCUAAGAAACUAGCACCACAGAAAGCCACACCCAAAAGAGUUGACAGCAAGAAACCGGCUCUAAAGAAGGCCACACUGAAACCAGCAACUAAAAAGGCCACUUCAGCAAAGGCUGCUUCUAAGAAAUCAUCAGCUAAGAAGGCCACGCCGAAGGCAGCCCCGAAGAUAGCUUCCAACAAGGCUGGCAAAAAGUCGAACCCAAAGAGAGCGGGUGGAAGAAAGGAUACUCCUAAUACCGCCCGGGCUAAGGGAAAGAAACCUACCAAUGGCGGACCGAGACCGCUGGCGAAGACUCACAGCAGAGUUGUAUCCAAGGGUCGAGUUAGUCCCGUGGGGAAAGCUACCUCUGCAAGAAGGAAUCGUGCCAAGGCCAAGGCUAUCCCUAAGAGCAACAGCGCAUCUAGCAAGCCUGCUUCUAAGAAGAAGGCCUCAAACAAGAGUAGCUCUCCGCCAAAGAGCAAAGGGGCUUCUAACGCCAAGUCAAGUCACAAGGGGAAAGCCGCUACCAAGGGAAAUUCCAGUCACAAAGGAAAAGCUCCUUCUAAAGCGAAAGGCAAAGGAAAAGGCAAGGCGAUUCCAAAAGCCAAAGGUGCUGCGAAGGGAAAGCCCAUCAACAAAGCAAAGGCCGGUAAAAAAGCUAAGGCUGCUGCUCAGCGGAAGUCUAAUAGCAGAGGAAAGGCCGUUUCCAAGACAAAACCUAACCGCAAGGGAAAAGCCACUUCGGGGCGGAGAUCACGCCACAAAGGAAAGGCUAGUCCUACAGCCAACUCCAAAGCAACCACCAAAGAGAAAUCCAGUCACAAAGGCAACCCUGCAUCCAAAGCCAAGGCUGGACAUGAAAUCAAGGAUAAUGCGAAGGAAAAGCCUGGCCAUCCCAAGGUUGACAUUCACAAACCAAGCCCCAAUACCCCUGAACCCGCAUCGUCUAAGGUUCGCCCUGCAUUGAAAUGUCGGGGCCUGAAAGCAUGCAGCUAUGGCCCAUCACCCCGCCCACCAAAUGAUGGCAAGUUGAUAAACACUGAUGAUCCCAAGGUCCCUUUGAAGGACAUAAAAGACCGGCCAAAUAAUGUCAAAAAUUACGUUGAUCCUGGGCAACACGCCAUGUACCUUGCUGCUUGGCCGAACGUACAUGAGCCUAUCCCGGCAGGUGCAAAAUAUAUCACCAUCAAGAUGGGAGACGGCGAUGAAAAAAGACAUGACAAGUAUGACACACAUUCUGGAAGCUAUUCUUGGGCUGUUAGCAAGAACCAAGAUCCAUCAGAUAUACAGAAGCAAAGUCACUACAAGGCUCAAGUGGAGCAAGCGAAGAAGGAUGGGAAAAAACCACCAGAUCCUAUUCCAGAAAUGAAAAUACCGGCAAAGAAGCGAGAAGGACGGCCAGGCGAGAGGGAGGAAAAGAGAAUAUUUGGGCUUAACAAACCGACACCACCACAGGGAGAGCUGGGAUGGACUGAGAAGCAUGACAUUUGGCCCAAAACAGAAGCAGAGCUUGAGAGGCAAGAUAAGGAACAAGGGAUAUUUGGACCCCAUCCGAGGCCUAUUACUGUACAGCAGAUGGCAGACGGCAUAGCAAGAGCCCAGGAUCAUAUUAAGAAUCAUGCCGCUGGGGCGGAAGGGACGGAAUUUAGGCAUGAGAUGAAUGACGUUAUGUGGAUGAGUAACCACGAAAGAGUCCGGAAACAAAGGCCUCAUAAACGAAGUCAUGAGAAUGAAGCCUAG